This is a messenger RNA of Venustampulla echinocandica, 2682 nucleotides long. Its product is annotated as putative Protein sey1. Gene Ontology annotation, cellular component: endoplasmic reticulum. Gene Ontology annotation, biological process: endoplasmic reticulum membrane fusion. NCBI's taxonomy places the organism in Eukaryota, Fungi, Ascomycota, Leotiomycetes, Helotiales, Pleuroascaceae. The record is from RefSeq and is a predicted model, not a curated record. The transcript is spliced from 4 exons. Bases 1 to 2682 code for a protein of 893 amino acids. Gene Ontology annotation, molecular function: GTP binding; GTPase activity.
AUGUCCGCCUCGAAUAGCACAGGCUCAACUAUAAGUACGAAUGGCCGCAGGCCUUCCAUCGCUUCCAGGGCAACCGCACCUCCAAUGUUAGCUAUGAACGGCCACUUUGCAGCUGUCGGCGAUGCGCCGACAGAACAGCAAUAUGAACAUGGCAUUCAAGUUAUCAACGAGGAGAAAGAGUUCAACCCCAACCUUAACACAUAUCUGCAGCUCACCAGGACAGCGCAAUCCGGCUUCAACUAUCACCUCAUAUCAGUCUUUGGUUCCCAGUCAACUGGCAAGUCGACCCUGCUUAAUCACCUCUUCGGUACGGAGUUUGGGGUAAUGUCGGAAACCGAGCGGCGGCAGACCACAAAGGGGAUAUGGAUGUCAAAGAACAAGAAGGAGCAUAAGGGCGCGCUAGAAUCCGAAAAGAUGGCUGAUAACAUUAUGGUUAUGGAUGUGGAGGGAACUGAUGGCCGAGAACGAGGGGAAGACCAAGACUUCGAGCGGAAAAGUGCCCUUUUCGCCCUGGCGACUAGCGAGGUCCUGAUCGUGAAUCUUUGGGAGCAUCAAGUCGGGCUGUACCAAGGUGCAAAUAUGGGGUUGCUGAAGACAGUAUUUGAGGUUAAUCUACAGCUCUUUUUGAAGGAUAGACAGUCUAAUCCCCGAUCUCUCCUCUUCUUCGUCAUCCGCGAUCAUAUUGGGGCAACUCCUCUUGCAAACCUUCGUAACACGCUCCUAGCAGAUUUAACAAAUAUAUGGACUAGCCUCUCGAAGCCCGCCGGUCUCGAAAAGUCGCGGAUAGAGGACUACUUCGAUUUCGCAUUUGCUGCGUUGCCGCACAAGAUCUUGCAACCGGAGAAGUUCGUCACAGAGGUUAAGAAACUAGGUAUGAGAUUUAGAGUUGGCAACCGACCUGAUAAUCAGCAUGGCCUACAACUGGUGCAUGAACUCGAAGGGGGCGUCUUCCUCCCUGAAUACCACCGACGAAUCCCUGCGGAUGGGUUUUCAGUAUACGCAGAGGGCAUUUGGGACCAGAUCGUCAAUAACAAGGAUCUGGAUUUGCCGACUCAGCAGGAGCUCCUCGCGCAAUUUCGCUGCGACGAGAUAUCACGAGAGGUUUUAGAAGGUUUCGAUACCGCUAUAUUACCCCUGGAGGAGCUACAGGCGGAGGGUGUCAGACUUGGAAAACCCACUGUUUUGAAGGACUUGGGUCUUUCUGGAAAAGCUGCACGUGUGAAGAGCAUCAAGGCUUUUGAAACCGAGGCGAGCAGAUACCACAAAGGCGUUUAUAGUAGAAAACGUGUCGAGUUGGAAGGCAAGAUUGACACCCGCCUCAAGGCCUUAUACCACGGCCACCUCUCGGCAGCUCACAAGUCAGGAGUUACAUCGUUCAGCAAUUCGGUUUCCAACGCCGUCAAGGCGGGGCAGAAAAAAGGGGCAUCGUACGAAUUUGCUGAAAUUGUGGAACGUGAGAAACAGAUUGCCCUCGAACAGUUCGAAACUGAAGCGAAGAGUUUGGCGAUUGAGGGCGUACCAUGGAGUAACUUCAAACAACAAUUUAAUCUAUAUGAGAAGGAUCUAGACGAAGUCAGCGCACGUUUACGAAAGGAAGAAAUGCGGCGCCUUGCAACUCGCGUGGAGAGAUGGGUGCGUUCAAGGCUAGGAGAAUCCGUAGGUCUUGAGUUUAACAAACUCGGAUCUGGGCGAGGCGGGAGUGGCGCUCCUGAAGAUGGUGAGAAACCCGCCACAGAGAAAGAUUUGUGGGAUAGGAUAUGGAAUCUCUUCGUCGCUACUGUCAAAGAAGCCGAGACACGUUUUGUUGACAGAGCAAAAAGCUUUGAUGCCAGCCAAGAUGAGAUUGAUGUCGGGUUGUGGCGUCUGAGGCGGAAGAGCUGGGGAGUUCUCCGAGCGAAAAUCGAUGAGGAGGUCAUGGAAGGCAACAUCCUUCUCAAACUGAGAGAGAACUUUGAAGACAAGUUCCGAUAUGACGAAGCUGGUGUACCCAGGAUAUGGCGACCUACGGAUGAUAUCGAGGGGCUAUACACCAAAGCGAAGGAAUCAACUCUUACCCUAAUUCCACUUCUUUCAAGAUUCAGAUUGUCUGAGACAUAUGCGCCGCCCGAUCUCCCCGAUUGGAUUUCGAGUGCGCCUGAUAGUGUUGAUCCAAAGGAUGAAGAAGAUCUAGCUCCAAUCGGUGGUGUGGAUGAAGAGGAGGGCAAGAGCCUGGAAGAAGAAAUGACAAUACUGAGCGAAGCCAAACGCCAGGACCUCGUUGUGAGAUUCAAGAAGACGGCUGAUGGAGUUUAUGUUGAGGCAAAACGAAGUGCUAUUGGUGGUGUUGCUCAAGUUCCUCUAUACUUCUACGGACUUCUCCUAGCGUUGGGCUGGAAUGAGAUCGUUGCAGUUCUCCGCAACCCAGUCUACUUUAUCUUCCUCAUUCUCCUCGGCGCAGCAGCCUAUGUAACAUACACCCUCAAUCUCUGGGGCCCGAUGCUCCGCAUGGCUAAUGCCGCCUCCACUCAAGCCGUCGAGAUCGGCAAGGAGAAACUACGAGAGUUUUUGGAAAACUCCGAAUCAGGGAGGCAGGCUAUGGGAAUGCCCGCCAAGCGGGAUAGCGAUAGUAUUAGUCUGAAUACGCUAGACAGUAGGGGAAAGAGCAUGAGUCCAGGGGCGGACGAGGAUGAUGAUGAUAUUUAG